Cottoperca gobio is the source of this 6534-nucleotide messenger RNA. RefSeq names its product PTPRF interacting protein alpha 3 (gene ppfia3). Gene Ontology annotation, molecular function: protein binding. The record is from RefSeq and is a predicted model, not a curated record. Bases 499 to 4221 code for a protein of 1240 amino acids. Gene Ontology annotation, biological process: synapse organization. The transcript is spliced from 31 exons. NCBI's taxonomy places the organism in Eukaryota, Metazoa, Chordata, Actinopteri, Perciformes, Bovichtidae. Gene Ontology annotation, cellular component: presynaptic active zone.
AGGGGAUGGGGCAGGCUGGUAACCGGGCUGUAACGGGGAUAAGCUGCAGCCUCCGUCUCUCAGGUGCUCUGAUGGAGUGAACCGGGCAACGAUGCGCCUUCACUUCCUUUCUCUGUCGGUCAUGGAGAGGGUUCGUCUCACAUCUCAGUGAAGCCUGGGCCGGGGGUCAGAGGUCAUCCACCAAACCUGCACUUCUCCCUCUUACCCCUGCACCCCCACUCCAGCCCUCCACCCCCAGCAGACCCUUCACUGUUUCCCUCAAUCCACCAAAACUUAUCACACAUCCUCUUCUCCACACUUUUCUCUCACUGACACAUUCACAGAGCUCCCCCCCUGCACGUGUCUCCUGCCUGCUACCCAAUCAUCGUGACAGGAAAGACUCUAUAACCAACUGAGUAACUGUUGGCCGUUUGAUGACGAGUCAGUGGUUCGCCAGACGCUACGCUCAAGUGUCCUAGACAGCCUCUCAGAUAACGCCUCUCACACCCAGGCCUAAAGAUGAUGUGCGAGGUGAUGCCCACCAUCUCGGAGGACGGGCGCAGUGGCGGAGGAGGCUCGUCUUCCCCGGCGGGGAGCGGAGGAGGGACUGGAGGGGUGGGAGGCAUAGGGGGCUACGGCAGCAGGGAUUCCCGCGGCAGUGGCAGCAGUGGUAGUGGGGGUGGUGGCAGCGAUGAGGGGGGCAGCACGGGCAACCUGGAGUCCCUGAUGGUGAACAUGCUGACGGAGAGGGAGAGGCUGAUUGAUAGCCUGAGGGAGACCCAGGACUGUCUGGGGACGGCACACCUACGUCUGCGAGACUUGGGCCAUGAGAAGGAGUCACUCCAGAGGCAACUGUCCAUCGCCCUGCCACAGGAGUUUGCAGUGCUGACCAAAGAGCUGAACCUCUGCCGGGAACAGCUGUUGGAGAGAGAGGAGGAGAUAGCAGAGCUGAAGGCGGAGAGGAACAACACACGACUGCUGCUGGAACAUCUGGAGUGCCUGGUGUCCCGUCACGAGCGAAGCCUGAGGAUGACCGUGGUGAAGAGGCAGGCCCAGUCCCCAGCCGGGGUCUCCAGCGAGGUAGAGGUCCUAAAAGCUCUCAAAUCUCUGUUCGAGCACCACAAAGCUCUGGAUGAGAAGGUGAGGGAAAGACUACGGGUGGCUUUGGAGCGAGUGGCGUCCCUGGAGGAAGAGCUGCAGACCUCGUCUCAAGAGGUUUUGUCUUUAAGGGAACAAAUCAAGCGACGGCAGCAAGGACUAGAAAACGGCAAAGAGCGGCUUCCAAACGGACCUUCGUCCAUCUUGGAAGACGCAGACGUCGACCGGCAGCGAGAGGGCGAGAUAGAGCGACAGAGGUCGGAACUGGGACAGCUGAAAGAGAGACUGGCUCUCAUGUGCAGACAGGUUGGAGAGAUCGAGGAGCAGCUGACGUCCGCCAGGAGGGAGCUGGCUCGAUCGGAGGAGGCCAACCAGAAACUACAGAGGGAUGUGAAAGAGGCACUCUGUCAAAGGGAAGACAUGGAGGAGAGAAUCACCACAUUAGAACGCAGGUACCUGAGCGCCCAGAGGGAGGCGACGUCUCUCCACGACACAAAAGAUAAACUGGAGAAUGAGUUGGCCAGCAAAGACUCUCUGUACAGACAGAGCGAGGAGAAGAACCGUCAGCUUCAAGAGCGUCUGGAUGAUGCCAAACAGAAGCUGCAGCAAACUCUGCAGAGGGCUGAGACGCUGCCUGAGAUCGAGGCCCAGCUCGCCCAGAGAGUGGCAGCACUCAACAAGGUGCGGAGGAAGCGUCAUGGUAACUUUGAGGAGCGACUGCGACAGAUGGAGGCGCAACUGGAGGAGAAGAACCAGGAGCUACAGAGGGCGAGGCAGAGGGAGAGGAUGAACGAUGAACACAACAAGCGUCUCUCCGACACGGUGGACAAGCUACUGUCUGAGUCCAACGAGAGGCUGCAGCUCCAUCUGAAGGAGAGGAUGGCCGCUCUGGAAGAAAAGAAUGCCCUUUCUGAGGAACUAUCCAACAUGAAGAAACUCCAGGAUGAUCUCCUGGCAAACAAGGACCAGCUGAUAGUGGAGCUCGAGCGGAUUCAGCUGGAGUUGGAUCAGCUGAGAGCGAGGCAGGGGGGCUCUUAUUCCAGUCGCUCUCUGCCAGGUAGUGCUCUGGAGUUGAGGUAUUCCCACGGGUGUGGGUCGCUCCCAGCAGGCUCCACCACUCACCUGGAUCCCUUUGGAAACGCCUCCACUGGGAGCAUGGUCAGGCUAAGUCAUCGGCCCCGUUGGAGCUCCGCUAGAGAGGACUCUACCAAGUACCCAGACUGGGAGAGCGGGGCUCUGCUGGGGACUGGGUUCGAGCCGGGUUUGGAUGUGGGCUGCUCAGACGACGAGGACGACGGGGAGACUCUGUUUGGCUCCGAGCUGAUGUCCCCCACUGGACAGACGGACGUGCAGACCCUCGCCAUCAUGCUGCAGGAACAGCUGGAGGCCAUCAAUAAGGAGAUCAAACUAAUCCAGGAGGAGAAGGAGAACACGGAGUUGCGGGCCGAAGAGAUUGAGAACCGGGUCAGCGUGGCUUUGGACAGUCCGCCCAUCCCUCCGUCCUCCCUGGGGAGAGACAGCACAGGACGGGGCUUCAUCCCCUCGUCCAUCACAUCCUCCACCCUGGCCUCUCCCUCCCCUCCCAGCUCUGGACACUCCACCCCUCGCCUGCCUCACUCCCCGGCUCGCGAGACUGAUAGACAAAACAGCAAAGAUGAUGACCGGUCCCUCGCUCUUCUUGACUCGACGCCUCCGUCCACUCCUCGCGCACUACGACUGGAAAGGAUGACCCUCACCCAUCCAGGAGCAAUGCUCGAUGACCCCCGGGAGUUUCGCAGUCUCUCGGCAGAUGGCAGCAGCUCCAACAGCAGCCAAGACUCUCUCCACAAGUCCAGUAAGAAGAAAAGCAUCAAGUCUUCCAUCGGUCGGCUUUUUGGGAAGAAGGAGAAAGGAAGGAUGGGCCAACCUGGGCGGGAUGGAUCAUCUUCUCUUGCAUCUACACCCUCUGAAGACAUGGCCCCUGGAGACCCGAUGGGGAUAAACAAGUCUGGGACUCUGGGUCCAGCAGAUAAAGACCGUCGCAGCAAGAAGAAGCAUGAGCUACUGGAAGAAGCAUGUCGCCAAGGACUUCCCUUUGCAUCUUGGGACGGACCCACCGUUGUUUCUUGGUUGGAGCUGUGGGUGGGAAUGCCGGCGUGGUACGUUGCAGCCUGUCGCUCCAACGUGAAGAGUGGCGCCAUCAUGGCCAACCUGUCUGACACAGAGAUCCAGAGGGAGAUUGGCAUCAGUAACCCGCUUCACCGCCUCAAACUGCGGCUGGCCAUCCAGGAGAUGGUUUCACUCACCAGCCCCUCUGCUCCGGCCAGCACCCGCUCUUCGACCAGUAACGUGUGGAUGACCCACGCAGAGAUGGAGACCCUGAACGCAGCCACCAAGCCUCCGGAGUUCAAAGAGUUCAGCUGGGAUCAGAUACUGGCCUAUGGCGAUAUGAAUCAUGAGUGGGUGGGCAACGACUGGCUGCCCAGCCUGGGCCUGCCACUAUACCGCAGCUAUUUCAUGGAGUCCCUGGUGGAUGCCCGCAUGUUGGACCACCUGACCAAGAAGGAGCUGAGAGGACAGCUCAAAAUGGUGGACAGCUUCCACAGGGUCAGUUUGCAUUACGGCAUCAUGUGCCUGAAGCGUCUGAACUAUGAUCGCAAGGAGCUGGAGAGGAGGAGAGAAGAGAGUGUUCAUCAGAACAAAGAUGUGAUGGUGUGGUCCAAUGAGCGUGUGAUGUGCUGGGUGCAGAAUAUCGGUCUGAAGGAGUACGGCGACAACCUGCGCGAGAGCGGCGUCCAUGGGUCUCUGCUGGCUUUAGACGACACCUUUGACUACACUGACCUGGCCCUGCUGCUGCAGAUCCCCAAUCAGAACACACAGGCCAGACAGCUCCUGGAGCAAGAGUACAACUCCCUCCUCUCCAUGGGAACCGACAGACGACCUGAUGAGGAUGGAGUGAAGACGUUCACCCGCUCGCCCUCCUGGAGGAAGAUGUUUAGAGAGAAAGACCUACGGGGCGUGACCUCCGACUCCGCCGAGACCCUGCCUGCUAACUUCCGUGCCUCAGCCAUUUCCACGCCCUCCGUUACCCUGAGAAAGGUUCAGAGUGAUGCCAGCUCUGGUGCCCGGGGUGAAUCUGCCUCAGUGAGGACGUACUCCUGUUGAGGGGCUGAGGGCGCUGACUGGAUUGGGACUAGAGGAUCCUCUCGCUCGUCCACGGAGAAAGAAGCAAUGAAUAUAACCAUUUAACUUAAAAAUAAAUCUAUCGGUCUGACCAUUCUGCAAUAACAGAAGCAAAGGAAUAAAGGGGAAAAUGACAUGAAGAAUGUAUGAAUGUAUUUUCCGACCAGACUUAGAAGGUUGAAUGGGAUCAGCUGUUUUCUCUCUUUGUCUCUCUCUUCCUGUCGUCCUGUCUUUGCUCUUCCUCUCUCAGAGUGACUGUGCUGUGGGGUUGAUGUAUAACGGAGGUGCAACACCAAUGUUGGGUCGGUUUGUGCCGGUCGCGCAGGUUUCCCCCUCUCUUCAUUCCUGUCGGAGUCUGCACACAGUCAGCAGAGUUGGCAAUAUCAGGGCUCAUUUUCCUACCUUCAGAGGAAACCACUACUUGCUGCCAUUUGUUCUCUUACAGUUUGAAACAACAACUAAACGUGUCGCCUUAUAACUUCUGCUCAUCAACAGGUGUUUUUAAAGAAGAGCCGGGGCAGAAGUUAACCUCACCGUAAAGUUUAGAUUUAAAUUAAAAUUGUAAACUGAUUGGGGGAAAUGGCCGGAUGGACAUAAACCGGUUUCAACUCCAAACAACACCAGUGUUCUCCUUUCUGCUCACGGUGUCCAGUGUCAGCCAUGUUGGCUCUAUUGUCGGCUUCUAUGGGCCCGUCAGAGGGGACCGAGUGUCCCCACUUGGUCGGAGUGGUGUAGUAAAACACGUCCGAGUUCAGACCACUGUUUGUCUCCGACCACAUCACAGGGACCCUCCUCAUGCUUUGUCUAUUGGCACCUUGAAAGCCGAUAGGCUGAGUAAUCUCUUUUGAAGGGACCCCAUUAUAGAGAUCAAAGGCACAGAGAUGGAUGGGACAGGGUGGAGCGAGGCCACAGAGGCAUCGUGUUCAUGAUGUCGAUGGCAGGAAAUCCAUAAAGUUAGUGUUGGUUCCACUUUCUGAAAAGGCGUACUUGACAAAGAGUUAAUAACUCUGACAAUUUCUUUUUCACAUGAAGUUCAGUUUACCUGUCAUGAGUAGAUCUUCUCAGCCUGUAAAAACAGUUGUAUGAUGUCUUCUGUGGUGCUGGAGGAGUUCUAAGACACUACUUAGUUGCAUUAUGGGAAAUGUAGGAUCCAGCAUUUUUGGUGCUUUUUACUAGGAAGUAAAAGGAAGUGAGUCAGCCCUCUUUGAUCUUCUCCAAUUUCUUUUUCGUAUCUGGGAGUCUCGCAACUUUUUCCAUGUGCAAUACUAACAUGAUUACAACAUCAUUUAAUACAUCAUUUAUUAAUACUUUCUAGAUAAGUAUCACAUAAUUUACCUUAUGGGGAAAAAACACGAUAUCACAACAUUAUAUUGACAUUUAUAACUGCAGAAUUUAGUAGCUAAGUAUGAGGAACUUCAUGUAAAGAGUCACACGUUAAUAAUGAGACGUUAGAUCUGUGGUCCAAAAUGCAGCUUUAGUCAUUAAUAAAAGAUAUUUCCUGAAGUAUAUUCUUAUUAGAAAGUGGUACCAAAGCGUUACAUAUAUUUAGGAAGGCAUGACAUUGAGGUCAGACUCCUCACUGGCCCUCCACAAUGUCGCACUUCAUGACUUGUAAUCAUCAGCUCAGGGUCUUGGGUAUUCCUGAUGAUGGCAGAGAGACAAAACAGCGACUCACAGGGAGGAGAGAGAGAAAAGAAACUGAAAAGAUGGACAGAAGCCGGUCAUUUUACUGCACACACACAAGCCAUAACAGUAACCAAGAGCUCUCUGGAGGGUGAGAGCAGAGAGAGGCAGGGAGAGAGGGCGAGCCCGAGGAAGCCCAGGAAACAAAACCUUUAGCCUCUGUGUUUACGAUGCAUGUCAAACAAACGACAAUGACCUAAAAACGUUUUUUUGGUGGUGAAGAUGAUAUGAGGUGUCUUUAAAAAAAUAUAUAUAUCUGUAUGAUAAACCUACAGGGGUUGGGAGCCUGGGGAUCAAUUUGUAAAAUGUGUGUAUUUUUUUCAGUUGUAUUUUUUAUUUUUUACGAUAUCUAUUUAUUUUCUUUAGGUAUGUAUUGGAUAAAUGUAUGUAUAUGUUCGGUUCCUUCUUGACUUCAUUUGAACUAGUUUUAAAAGUAAAUAUGAAAUAUUGAAAAUGGUCAUUCAAAUACGCUACUGUAUGUGCACAUUUUGAGAACAAAUUGUGCAAUGAUUUAACAGAUUUCCAUGAUAAAAGUGAUAGUAAUACAAAUUGAAAUAUCAUCUGGAAAAUAAACUGAUGAUGAUGAUGAUGAUGAUGAUGAUGAUGAAAAUG